AUGCCGAUAGCGACCGUAGUGAUGUCGUCAACCAGAUUGGAUCCGGAUCAGACGCCGAGUAACUCGGCGUCUAAUCCGGAUCCAAAUCGUUUAGCAAUCCAUAUCUACCGGGGCACAUCCAGCGAAGAUCGAGGCAUUUCCAGUGACGACUGGGGCACUUUCAGCGACGACCGAGGCACCUCCAGCGAGGAUCUAGACACUACCAGCUCCGACCCGGGCACCUCCAGCGACAAUCAGGAAAUUUCCAGCGACGAUUGGGGCACCUCCAGCGACGAUCGGGGCACCUCCAGCGACGAUCAGGAAAUUUCCAGCGACGAUCGGGGCACCUCCAGUAACAAUUGGGGCACCUCCAGCGACGAUCGGGGAAGCUCGGGUGACAAUCGGGGCACCUCCAGCGUCGAUCGGGGCACCUCCAGUGACAAUCUGGGCACCUCCAGCGUCGAUCGGGGCAUCUCCAGUGACAAUCGGGGCACCUCGAGUGACAAUCGGGGCACCUCCAGCGAAGAUCGGGGCACCUCCAAUGACGAUCGGGGCACCUCCAGUGACAAUCGGGGCACCUCCAGCGUCGAUCGGGGCAUCUCCAGUGACAAUCGGGGCACCUCGAGUGACAAUCGGGGCACCUCCAGCGAAGAUCGGGGCACCUCCAGUGACAAUCGGGGCACCUCCAGUGACAAUCGGGGCACCUCCAGCGACAAUCGGGGCACCUCGAGUGACAAUCGGGGCACCUCGAGCGACAAUCGGGACACCUCGAGUGACAAUCGGGGCACCUCCAGCGACAAUCGGGGCACCUCGUGUGACAAUCGGGGCACCUCCAGCGACGAUAGUGGCACCUCCAGCGACGAUCGGGGCACCUCGAGUGACAAUCGGGGCACCUCCAGCGUCGAUCGGGCACCUCGAGUGACAAUCGGGGUACCUCCAGCGACAAUCGGGGCACCUCCAGCGACAAUCGGGGCACCUCCAGUGACAAUCGGGGCACCUCCAGUGACAAUCGGGGCAUCUCCAGCAACAAUCGGGGCACCUCCAGUGACAAUCGGGGCACCUCAAGCGACAAUCGGGGCACCUCCAGUGACAAUCGGGGCACCUCCAGUGACAAUCGGGGCACCUCCAGCGACAAUCGGGGCACCUCGAAUGACAAUCGGGGCACCUCCAGCGACAAUCGGGGCACCUCGAGUGACAAUCGGGGCACUUCCAGUGACAAUCGGGGCACCUCCAGCGACAAUCGGGGCACAUCGAGUGACAAUCGGGACACCUCGAGUGACAAUCGGGGCACCUCCAGCGACAAUCGGGGCACCUCGUCGUCGGUCGGGCACCUCGAGUGACAAUCGGGGUACCUCCAGCGACAAUCGGGGCACCUCCAGCGACAAUCGGGGCACCUCGAGUGACAAUCGGGGCACCUCCAGUGACAAUCGGGGCAUCUCCAGCGACAAUCGGGGCACCUCCAGUGACGAUCGGGGCACUUCGAGUGACAAUCGGGGCACCUCCAGUGACAAUCGGGGCACCUCCAGCGACAAUCGGGGCACCUCCAGUGACAAUCGGGGCACCUCCAGUGACAAUCGGGGCACCUCCAGCGACAAUCGGGGCACCUCGAAUGACAAUCGGGGCACCUCCAGCGACAAUCGGGGCACCUCGAGUGACAAUCGGGGCACCUCCAGUGACAAUCGGGGCACCUCCAGCGACAAUCGGGGCACAUCGAGUGACAAUCGGGGCACCUCCAGUGACAAUCGGGGCACCUCCAGCGACGAUCAGGGCACCUCCAGCGAUAAUCGGGGCACCUCCAGUGACAAUCGGGGCACCUCCAGCGACGAUCGGGGCACCUCCAGCGACAAUCGGGGCACCUCGAGUGACAAUCGGGGCACCUCGAGUGACAAUCGGGGCACCUCCAGCGACAAUCGGGGCACCUCCAGCGACAAUCGGGGCACCGAGGAGGAAAUAGAUUCAAACUGGUUCGACAACCCUGCUAUCCAGAAAUGUCUUGCCAUGGAAACUACUCUGAAGUCCUUUGAUUCUCCGAUGGUGGCAACCAGGUGGUACAACUUUGCCUUUGAUGAUGUUUACAUUGUUCCAUCAUGUGACCACAGUUGCCAUAGAAAUGGGGCAUGCAAAAAUAGCGCCUGUGAUUGCUAUGGACACUUUGAUGAAGCUUCAAUUAUUCCUGUUCGACAAAAGACUCGUACUCACGCGGCUCGUAACGCAAGAGGGGGGGGAUACCAGCGGUUCCAGGUUUACCGAGACCCAAUCCCCAUUAGCGACCUUGUCCUCGAGGAUCACCUCAAGGAUGGAUGGGGAAGGGGGGGUUCUGAGAGGUGUAACAUACUGGUACAUUUGUAA
Molecule: messenger RNA, 2328 nt
Organism: Mya arenaria
Lineage: Eukaryota; Metazoa; Mollusca; Bivalvia; Myida; Myidae
Exons: 5
Coding region: 1-2328 (775 amino acids)
Source: RefSeq, a predicted model, not a curated record